CCAUUUAUUCUAUAUCUCUGAUUAUUCUCUGUUGUUCUUCCAAAAGCUAACACUUUUGGUUAUGGAGAGAUCAGUAAUACAAUUAAUUUUCUUUGCCUCUCUUUUGGUAAUGAGUAGUACUUCUUUGGCUGUGGGAUUCAAUGUUCCUGCAAUUUUCAUAUUUGGAGAUUCCAUAUUUGAUGCCGGUAACAAUCACUACAACAACAACUGCUCAGCGCAAGCUGAUUUUCCACCUUAUGGUUCCAAUUUCUUUCACCAUCCAACUGGUAGAUUUACUAAUGGCCGCACUGUUGCCGACUUCAUUUCUGAAUUUAUUGGGAUACCUCUUCAAAAGCCAUUCCUGGAAGCACAACUUGAGUUAGUAAAUGGAAGUAGAAAAGAGUAUCCAUCAAAUGGCAUGAACUUUGCUAGUGCUGGUAGUGGAGUUUUACGAGCAACAAAUCAAGAUUUGGGAGUGACCCCAAUUCAAGAUCAACUUCAACAAUUCAAAACCUUAGUCCAGCAAAACCGUAUCAACAAGGAACUAAUCCAAGAAUCGCUCUUCUUCUUCGAGUCAGGCUCUAACGACAUUUUCAGCUACUUCUAUCCAUUUGGUGGUCCAACUCUAACCCCAGAUGCAUACGUUCAGUCCAUGUUAUCUGAAGUUACAGCUUUUAUUGAUCAAAUUUCCAAGCUCGGUGCUCGUCGAAUCGGCUUGUUUUCGUUAGGCCCCGUUGGUUGUGUCCCCGCUAGGACCCUCUUGCCUGGUGCACCAGUUAACAAAUGUUAUGGAAAGAUGAACAGAAUGGUCAAGAAUUAUAAUAUGGGAUUAGAGAAUUUGGGAAGGAGUAUACCAAUCAAUUAUCCUGGUUCUUUUGCUGUUUAUGGAGCCGUGUACAAGACUGUUCAGAUUUUCAGAGCUAAUCCUAAACGUUAUGGGUUUUCUGAUGUGACAAAUGCAUGUUGUGGCGAUGGAACACUUGGAGGAUUGCUGCAAUGUGGUAAAGAAGGUUACAAGUUAUGUGUUAAGCCCAAUGAAUACUUAUUUUGGGAUUACUUUCAUCCAUCAGAGCAUACUUAUAAACUCAUCUCCAAGGCAUUGUGGAGUGGAAGUCAUUCUCGAAUUCGACCUGUCAAUCUCAAAACACUGGCCAACAUGACCCUUAUUCAGCACUAAGGAAUUAAACUUAUGUUUUGGAACCUCAAAAUAGAGAGAGUUACAGUCCUUGUCUUUCAUUUUGUAGCUAAUCUUAU
Messenger RNA from Nicotiana tabacum (common tobacco), 1233 nucleotides. Its product is annotated as GDSL esterase/lipase 6-like. Gene Ontology annotation, biological process: lipid metabolic process. The record is from RefSeq and is a predicted model, not a curated record. Lineage: Eukaryota; Viridiplantae; Streptophyta; Magnoliopsida; Solanales; Solanaceae. Gene Ontology annotation, molecular function: lipase activity.